Molecule: messenger RNA, 912 nt
Organism: Cylindrotheca closterium
Lineage: Eukaryota; Bacillariophyta; Bacillariophyceae; Bacillariales; Bacillariaceae
Source: the annotation of a GenBank genome assembly
AUGUUCAAACGAGAAAUGAUAGAUACGUCUCUCCUCUCGCCGCCACCAGCACCGGCAAGUAGAACAACAAAACCUAGUAAUGAUAAUACUGCCACGACCAUGUGUGGUGCCUGGAAGGCCAAUGCCAGUUGCAGUUGUGGAAAAGUCAAGGCAAGGAUUCAGACUCUUGACGACGACGAGGCCCCACCUCCGAUGCGAUUGGUAUGUUACUGUCGAGAUUGCCGUGGAUACUUUGAGACACUGCUGAAUCAAAGAAGAAUGCAACUAUCGCCGCAAUUAUCAUCGUGCAAGACUUGUAUGAAUGUCAACAAGACUGGCAAUGGCGCUGUUGGAGAAGAAGAGGAAGAAGUAGAAGAAGAGAUGAAUGAGGAGGCGGACGAAAGAAAAAGAGAACAAACGGAUGCUUGGGUGAUUGACGAAUGGGGAGGUGUGAAUUGGACCUGCUUGUACCCAAGAGACAUUCAAAUGGUCCAAGGAACGGAUUUGCUCAAGGUAGUCAAGAUUCGACAAGGUUCCAAGAUUCGACAAGUACAUUCGACUUGCUGUCAUUCUCCAAUCUUUCGUAUUGGUAGUGUUUCGCUGCUUGUCAAUUCCAAUAUCAUCGAGUCGGAGCAAGAAGACACAACAACAAUUUUUCUUCUUCCUCCCAUUCAGUAUCGUAUAAUUGGGCGUCAGGCGUGGAAGAAAAGAAAGGUAAUGGAAAACAAAGUUGGAGGAUCUACUAUAGUACAUCAAAAAAGCAACCAAAUACUAGUACUACCGAAACCCAAAAUGAGUUGGUCGGUUCCCUUUGGAUGGUACUUUUGCAUGCCCAAACGAAUCCGAAGCGACCUCAUGGAACCUAUGCCUUUGGAGUUUGACGAGGAGGAUCAAGUGGAAGUAUUGAAAGACUUUCAGGAGGGUUCGAAGUAG